AUGGACAAACUCCAAAUCUUUAGUACAACUAUUGAGGAAAUAGAUCAAACUAUGGGCGAGGCCCCUAAGGAAGACUGGAGAAUCCGAGUCCCAACCCAAUAUAAGAGGUUUUAUGAAAUGAUGGAUGAUAAAUUCGCUAAUGAGAUGCCGCCUCCCCGCCCCUACGAUCAUAAGAUACCGCUUAAGGAAGGGAAAGAGCCCCCUUUUGGACCACUUUAUGGUAUGUCCCGUGAGGAACUCAUUGUGCUUAAACGAUACAUACAGGACAACCCCCAGAAGGGCUUCAUUCAGGCCAGCUCUUCGCCUGCCGGUGCCUCUGUCCUAUUUGUUAAAAAGGGCGAUGGAACACUCCGCCUCUGUGUCGAUUAUCGUGGCCUCAACGAACUCACUGUCAAAAACCGCUACCCGCUGCCACUCAUCCGGGAAACUCUCGACCGCCUUUCCAAAGCCAAGUGGUACACCAAACUUCACCUUCGCCAAGGGUACAACCAGAUCCGAAUGGCUGAGGGUGAAGAAUGGAAAACAGCCUUCCGAACGCGUUACGGGCAUUUCGAAUAUACGGUGAUGCCCUUCGGCCUUACCAAUGCACCAGCCACCUUUCAACAUUUCAUUAAUGAUUGCGUCCACGACUACCUCGAUAUGUUCUGCACAGCCUACCUCGACGAUAUUCUUAUUUACAGCGACACCUUCGAGGAACAUCAAAUACACGUCGAAAAGGUCCUGGAAGCCCUAUGA
This is a messenger RNA of Morchella sextelata, 735 nucleotides long. RefSeq lists its product as uncharacterized. The record is from RefSeq and is a predicted model, not a curated record. The transcript has a single exon. The coding region runs from base 1 to 735 and encodes 244 amino acids. Lineage: Eukaryota; Fungi; Ascomycota; Pezizomycetes; Pezizales; Morchellaceae.